Messenger RNA from Vicia faba (fava bean), 588 nucleotides. The record is from the annotation of a GenBank genome assembly. NCBI's taxonomy places the organism in Eukaryota, Viridiplantae, Streptophyta, Magnoliopsida, Fabales, Fabaceae.
AUGAGCGCCGUGAACAUCACCAACGUCACCGUCCUCGAUAACCCCGCUUCCUUCCUCUCUCCUUUUCAGUUCGAGAUUUCCUACGAGUGCUUAGCCGCUCUCAAAGAUGAUUUGGAAUGGAAGCUCAUUUACGUUGGAUCUGCUGAAGAUGAGACUUAUGACCAGUUGUUAGAGAGUGUUCUUGUUGGUCCUGUCAAUGUUGGAAACUAUCGAUUUGUUUUACAGGCGGAUCCGCCGGACCCGACCAAGAUUCGCGAAGAAGAUAUAAUUGGUGUUACUGUGCUUUUACUGACUUGCUCUUAUUUGGGUCAAGAGUUUAUUCGGGUUGGUUAUUAUGUCAACAAUGACUAUGAUGAUGAGCAGCUGAGGGAGGAACCUCCUACCAAGGUUUUGACUGAUAGGGUUCAAAGGAACAUUUUAUCUGAUAAACCUAGGGUUACCAAGUUUCCCAUCAAUUUCCACCCCGAGAACACUGAAAUUGAAGACCAACCUGUUGCAUCGGAGCAACAACCUGAAACUGUUGAAGACCCAUCCGCUGUAGCUGACUGUGAUCCCCUGAAUGACGGGGAGAAAAAAGAGGAUUCUUAG